CCCGCCCCGGCCGGACCCCGCGCCCGCCCGGGAUGAAGACCAAGUUCUGCCACGGGGGCGAGGCGGAGGCGCCGGCGCUCGGGCUGCUGCUGAGCUGCGGCGGCGACCCCGCGGCCCCCGCGCCCGGCCCCCCGCGCGACGCCGCCGGCGAGCGCGAGCCCAAGGCGCGAGCCCGGCCCCCCGCGCCCCCCGCAGACGCCGCCGCCGCCGCCGCCGCCGCCGAGCAGCCCGAGCCCCGCACGCGCCGCCGGGCCUAUCUGUGGUGCAAGGAGUUCCUGCCCGGCGCCUGGCGCGGCCUGCGCGAGGACCAGUUCCACAUCAGUGUCAUCAGGGGAGGCCUCAGCAACAUGCUGUUCCAGUGCUCCUUCCCCGACACCCUGGCCACGGUGGGCGACGAGCCGCGCAAGGUGCUGCUGCGACUGUACGGGGCCAUCCUGAAGAUGAGGUCCUUUAAUACGGAGGGAUCCGAACAAGCUCAGAAAGAAAGUGAAUGUCAAGGCGCCGAGGCCAUGGUGCUGGAGAGCGUGAUGUUCGCCAUUCUGGCCGAGAGGUCGCUCGGGCCGAAGCUCUACGGUAUCUUUCCCCAGGGCCGCCUGGAGCAGUUCAUUCCGAGUCGGCGCCUGGACACGGGCGAGCUGAGCCUGCCGGACAUUUCUGCAGAGAUAGCCGAGAAGAUGGCCACUUUCCACGGCAUGAAGAUGCCGUUCAACAAGGAGCCCCGGUGGCUUUUCGGAACCAUGGAGAAGUACCUGAGCCAGGUGCAGAGGGUCAAGUUCACCGGGGAAGCCAGAGCCCAGCAGCUCCACAGGCUGCUCGGGUACGACCUGCCUCGGGAGCUGGAGAGGCUGAGGUCCCUGCUCACAGCGACACCGUCUCCUGUUGUCUUCUGCCAUAACGACUGCCAGGAAGGUAACAUCCUGCUGCUGGAGGGCAGAGAGGAGGCCCCGAGGCAGAAGCUGAUGCUCAUCGACUUCGAGUACAGCAGCUACAACUACAGGGGGUUCGACAUCGGGAACCAUUUCUGCGAGUGGAUGUACGACUACAGCUGCGAGAAGUUCCCGUUCUUCAGAGCCAGCCCGCACCGGUACCCCAGCAGGGAGCAGCAGCUCCAUUUUAUUUCCAGUUACUUGACGACAUUCCACGAGGAGUUUGCAAACCUCAGCGAUGAAGAAAAGUCCCGCAUGGAGGAGGACAUGCUGGUGGAAGUCAACAGGUUUGCCCUGGCGUCGCAUUUCUUCUGGGGACUCUGGUCCAUCGUGCAGGCCAAGAUCUCAUCCAUCGAGUUUGGGUACAUGGACUACGCCCAGGCCCGCUUUGACGCCUAUUUCGAGCAGAAGAGGAAGCUGGGAGUGUGACCUGCAGGAACCCCACACCUCAGCCCUGGGCCGCGUGGGCGCGCCCCGCCCGCGCCUCCUCGUGCGCCCAUGCCCGGCCUGCGGGCAGCACGGAGGCCGGAUGUCUGACUACUGAGCACAGACGUGUCUGAGACGGAGGACUGUAUUAAAGUCGAGUCACAUUUCUGCCCUAUCUCCUGUAAGAUUCCGCUAGGACCCGGGCCCGCCUGCAUCGGGAAGCAGAAGUAUAGGAACUAGUGCAAUAGCUCCCGCCGGCCGCCUGCAGGGGGCGCUGUGAGCAGCCCUCGCCGCUGGCACCUCCUAGCGACCCACCCCCACCCCCCCACCCCCGUGGGCACGACGCUCCCCUGGCUCUGGGCGGGCAGGGCGCCAGAUGCCCGACGGACAUGCGGUUGCCACCCGCUCUGGCCGGCCCAGCCCCUCCGCCCCCACCUCUGCUCAGCCUGGAGCUGGGGGGCCCCAGCCGCCGUGGGGGACGCGGCCGCCGGCAGCACACCUGAGACCGCG
Molecule: messenger RNA, 1862 nt
Organism: Sorex fumeus (smoky shrew)
Lineage: Eukaryota; Metazoa; Chordata; Mammalia; Eulipotyphla; Soricidae
Gene: CHKA
Product: choline kinase alpha
Exons: 12
Coding region: 33-1355 (440 amino acids)
Biological process (GO): phosphatidylethanolamine biosynthetic process; CDP-choline pathway
Cellular component (GO): cytoplasm
Molecular function (GO): ethanolamine kinase activity; choline kinase activity
Source: RefSeq, a predicted model, not a curated record